UAGAGUAGAAGUAACAAAUGUUAUCAGAACUCAGUAUCUUCGAUUCAAAUUCUAUAAUUAUCUCAUAAAAUUGAUUUAUAAAAUAUAAAAUUUAUAACAAUUUUCAAAUUUUGAAUCUGUCUAAGGUGGAGAAGAAAGAAGAAGAAUAUUAGCCAAAAUGACAACAUCUUUCCCCAUGAAUGAUGGUAAUAGUGCUUAUAGCUACUUCAAUAACUCCCAACGACAGAAAGAAAUUAUAGAUGCUUCAAAGGAGAUGGUGAGAGAGGCAAUUAUUGGAAGACUUGAUGUUGAAGUUAUGUUAUCUUCUUCAAAAUUAUUUCGUAUUAUAGAGUUGGGAUGUUCAAUUGGACCAAAUACUUUCCAUGCAAUGCAACAUGUUGUAGAUGUUGUAAAGGAAAAAUACAACAAUAUUAACCUUGAAUUCCAAGUAUUUUUUAGUGAUCAUAUCGAUAACGAUUUCAACACUCUUUUUCGAUCACUACCUAUGGAUCGAUCCUACUAUGCAUCUGGAGUUCCAGGAUCUUUUCAUGGUAGAUUAUUUCCAUCGCGAUCCAUACAUUUUGCACAUGCUUCUACUUCUAUACAUUGGUUAUCUAGGGUUCCAAAAGAAUUGUUAGAUGAGAAAUCUCCAUCAUGGAAUAAGGGAUUAAUUCACUAUGGUACAUCAAAUAGUGAAGUAGUGAAAGCUUAUGUUGCUCAAUUUGAAAAGGACAUGGAGAUUUUCUUUAAUGCAAGAGCUGAGGAGAUUGUCCAAGGAGGAAUAAUGGUGUUUAUUUCACCAUUUUCAAGUUAUAUACGUCUCGUGGAAUUUUUCGGUUCUAGUCUUAUGGAUUUGGUAAAUGAGGGAAAGCUAGAUGAAUCUCUUGUAGACUCAUUCAAUUUGCCAAUGUAUUUUCCCUCUCCUCAAGACAUGACUAAAGUAGUGGAGAAAAAUGGAUGUUUUAGCAUAGAGAAAAUGGAGUUGACACAUCCUAAAUCAAAGCUUGUGGAUGAUUUUGAUGCAAAGACUUUUAUAAUAAACCUAAGAGCUGUUUUAGAAGGGCUUCUCAUCAAUCAUUUUGGGAGUAAAAUAGCAGAAGAAGUUUGUGAAAGAACUCUUCUUAAAGCUGAAGAGAUUUCAACAUGGAUGAAAGCUAAUGGUGGAAAACCAUGCCAAUUAUUUGUUGCUUUAAAGCGUAAAUGAAUUUUUAUGAACGAAUCUAUAUAUUAUAACGAAGAUAAUACUUUUAGUACUUGUGAUAUUCGUCAAAAUAUAUUUGAUACUCAGUUAAGCAAUAUGUGUUUAAAUGUCAUUCGUUAAAGCUUCAGAAAUACAUAUAUUGCUUUAAUGAAUGUCAAAUAUGCUUAGUCGAAUAUCGCAUCAGCAAAUAUAGGAAUAAUGCAAUAACACAAAAAUUAGAUAUAUUAUUUUUUAUUAUAUGACACAUCUCAUAGGCUAAGUGUUCUAUUUUGUUAUGAUCCAUAUUUUGUAGGUCAUAAUUAAUAAGUCAUUAUGUAAA
This is a messenger RNA of Solanum pennellii, 1499 nucleotides long. Its product is annotated as probable S-adenosylmethionine-dependent methyltransferase At5g38100. Bases 158 to 1183 code for a protein of 341 amino acids. Gene Ontology annotation, molecular function: S-adenosylmethionine-dependent methyltransferase activity. The transcript has 3 exons. Gene Ontology annotation, biological process: methylation. The record is from RefSeq and is a predicted model, not a curated record. NCBI's taxonomy places the organism in Eukaryota, Viridiplantae, Streptophyta, Magnoliopsida, Solanales, Solanaceae.